CGCUGUCGCGCACUGCUCCCAGCUAGCACAAGCAAACGCUACACUUCUUACUUCAUGCAUGAUGCCGCUGAACACAUAGAUGAGUAUCAGCACUGUUUCAGCAUAGUUUUUUUGUAAAAACAUAUUUUCCAAGCUAAUAAACAACUUCUCGUAUGUGCAGCAGUGGCCAUUCUUUUCAAGAUGGACAACCGACUGUUAGCUACCAAGCUAAUGUAACAUAACGUUUAACGAUAAGUUUUGUACGCUAGGUUAGCUAACGGACCUGUGGAUAAACUGUAACGUACACACGGACAGACAACAUGGCAGAAUCAUUGUCAGGGGUUAAUGUUGUUCUGGUUAUGGCCUAUGGAAGCUUGGUGUUCGUGCUGCUGUUUAUCUUCGUCAAAAGGCAAAUCAUGCGUUUCGCAAUGAGAUCCCGCAGAGGACCCCAUGCACCCAUUGGCCACAACGCACCAAAGGGUCUGAGGGAGGAGAUUGACUCCAUGCUGUCCAAGGUCCACGAGAUCCGCUUCGAACCUCGUCUCAUAUCAGAGGAAGACGACAGGCUGGAGCAGGAAUCACAAAUCAGUUGCUACAACUACCUGUACAGAAUGAAAGCUCUGGAUGCCAUCCGUGACUCAGGUGAGAAGUCAAACGUGAUGCUCGGACUCACUGAUUUUGCAGGGAUUCCUCUGCAGGAGAUAAGCCGAUCUCCCAGUGCGUUCACUGGACGCAACUUCAGGAACUGGCUGCUGGAGUUGCGCAACUCCCACUCUCUGAUCAAGAGCAGCCGCAGCCCGCUCAUUGACCGCUUACUCGAAGGCUACGACAGCGCUCGCCAUGGGACUGGGGUGUUUGGGGAAGCUGAGUUUGUCGAAUACCAGCAAGCUCUCAACGAACUGGCUGAUGUGGUGAAAGCCUAUUCCAGCACCACCAGCCUGGACCAGCACCAUCAGUCCGCAGCCAAGGACCUGACAGGCUCUCCUGUCCGGAGCACUCCCUCCACCAUCCAGGUCACCUACCUGCCCUCCACUGGCCAGCGCAGCAAGAGGCCUAAACACUUUCUGGAGCUCAAAAGUUUCAAAGACAACUACAACACCUUGGAGAGCACCCUGUGAGAGAUCGCUGCUACAGCUGACUGUCGCAAAAUGUUUGUGUGGACAAACGGCUGCAACAGCCUGCUGGAGAACAUAAAGUUGUAAUGUACUGUAAUUUUGUUUUCAAGUUGAGCUUUAAAAUGCACCCACUAAUUGAGUUGGGAAAACUUCUCCUUUCCGUAAGGUACACAAUUUUUCAGAUAAUUUCAAAGAACUGUCUCUUUUUAUAACAAUUGUUAGAAUCUUGCAGUCACAAGGUGUUUUUUUUCCCCUCUCAUUUCACCCAAGGCCUUAGUUUGUAUUUUGGAACUAAUGAACAUGUCCAGAGGACAAAUAUGAUUGUAGCCCACAUGGCAAGGUUUGCAUUGUCAUUUUUUUUAAAACAGCAAAGUUAAUGGCAAGUCAACUGGAUUUGUUCAAAAUGUCCAAAUGUAAAUAUGAGUGUUUUGAUUUACUGUGUUUGUGCAUAUGUAAGAUAUUUAUACGGACCAUCAUAACUUAUUUCAUUGAUAUUGUGCGAUUUGUAUUUAUGUGUGGUUGAACUCUGAGAUAAAAGCUUUGCAACUCA
Molecule: messenger RNA, 1644 nt
Organism: Anarrhichthys ocellatus (wolf-eel)
Lineage: Eukaryota; Metazoa; Chordata; Actinopteri; Perciformes; Anarhichadidae
Exons: 7
Coding region: 300-1097 (265 amino acids)
Biological process (GO): phagocytosis
Source: RefSeq, a predicted model, not a curated record